Messenger RNA from Prorocentrum cordatum, 2892 nucleotides. The record is from the annotation of a GenBank genome assembly. NCBI's taxonomy places the organism in Eukaryota, Dinophyceae, Prorocentrales, Prorocentraceae.
AGCCAUGCUGGCUCAAGCCGCUUCGGCUUUGGAGGAGCCGUUCCGGUUUAUGGCCUUGCGCUGCCGCGGGGCAGAUCAUCGAACGAAUCUUUGCAUCACCGCUGGGUUCUGUGCCAUGGGAACCAGGGAGCGUCGGCUGCCGCCGGCAUCCAGCCAAGAAAGGGUAGAGAGCUAUGUUUCUCGCAUGGCCUCGCAGUUCCCCGCGAGCUAUGCCUUCGCCACCCUGGUGCCAUGGAGCUCUCCGCAGCGACCUAGCAAGCUCAUCACACCAGACUCCGCGCAUGAGGGCCAUUGGGAUUCAGAGGAGAUCGCGUCCCUGACCUCCGAGUGCACCAGCUUGCUGGUGCCAUGCACGUUCGAAACGCGCUACGAGAAGCGCGUGAUGAAUAAGUUGUUGGAACAGCUCGAGCCGCACCGUGACAUGGCCGUGUUCAUGCUGCAAUUACUUGAGGUCCCGGGUGAAAUGAGCCGAGAGUACGUGCAGACGGUCAUGACGCGCCACGACGCGCUCCUGGCCAUCGGUGCCAACGCUGUGCUGUUGGAUCCCGGUGACACUCCAGAUGGGCUGCUGCGGAGUCUCGACCAAGAGAAGGCUUGGUUCGAAGCGAAUGCGCGGCGUGCAAAGUCGAUGAUCGAUUUCAACGACGAGCAUUUCCAGUCGAUACUGGACUAUCACCACGAGCUGCUAUGGGAGAACGUCCCGAAAGCUCUGAUGCCCAAAUUCGACCCCAUCGAUCCCAAUCUCGUGGAGACGGCCAACAGGGUGGGCGAUUACCAGAUGACCAAUCGUUUCCACGCAAGGAGCGGAAAAGACAUUCUGCUUGCCGAUGGGAGCGGGUUCGAGAAAGUCGUCCUCAAGGUCUACGACAAGUCGGACCACGUGUCUGCCGGAGACCUGGAGCGCAUCCACCGCGAGCUGCGGUUCCUGAGGGACGUGCUGAGGCAUCCGCACGUCGUCCGCUGCACCAGAAUGUGCCACAGCUUCUCCCGGGUGUACUUGGUCCUCGGAUUCGGGGGCACGCAGAAUAUGCACCAGCGCCUCUUGGACCAGCCAGGGUACCGCCUCGAUCUGGAGGAUGCUGUGGACUGCACAAUGCAGAUAGCAGGAGCGCUGGCCUACUGUCACUCACAGGACAUCGUGCACAGACAGGUGUCUCUGGAGCACAUCGUCGUGGAGGACCAGUCUGAAACGCCCUUCUGCCGCUUGGUGGACUUCAACCAGGCGACGCGCUGCCCAGAGUCGACGCUGCUGACCACGCCGAGCGGAGACCUGCCGUGCAUCGCUCCGGAGGUGGCCCUGGACGAGUCGUACGCCGCCAAGCCUGCGGACUGCUGGAGUCUCGGGGUGGUGCUCCUCGAGGCCGCCGGGGGCCUGGGCUCGAUGCGGCAAGCGGUCGGCUGGCCGGAGGAGGCGGAGCUGGAGCCCACGGCCAGAAGGAUCAAGAAUUUCUUCUCCGGCGAGGGAAGCCACGCUCGCGCAUUGGCGGUCAUGGGCGGCGUGCGCAGCGAGCCGGUGCUGGCCAACCUGUCCGCACUCCUCGAGCCGACUCCCACGACUCGGGCGGCCAUGGACGCCAUCGCGCAGUCCUCCGCCUAAACCUGCGGCGCCUCGGAAGGCCCCGAGGGCUGGAACGGGGAAAAGCUCAGCGACUUGAGCGUUGCGUAGUUUUCUGUAGUGUCGUGUCAGGCCAAUUGGCAUUGUUCGAACUAUAUCAUUCUCUGUUUCAAGGGCACUUCGAUGUUCCUGUCGCUUUCAGCGCGUCCUCUGUGGGCCAGAGGGCAAGUGUAGAGACGGUCAAGAAGGCCCCAAGGCGGCCCGAACGCGCUCCAAGAGAGUCCACGACCGCCCGAGAGCAUUACAAGCCCCCAACGACGCCCAAGACCGCAUCUGCAGCAUGCGUCCGUCCAAGAGGCCCAAAGAACGCCGAAGGAUGGCUGGAGGUGGCUCGAAAGCUCUUCAGUAAUGAAGGCAAAGUCAUCGAACUUGAGGCCUUGCCAGUGCGACCAGGAGGGUUUUUGUGUACGUGCUCCGCCAACUGGCGUGACAGCGCGUGCAUGACAUAGCGAGGCUGCGGCAAAUCCUUUCUCCGUCCUUUAUAUAUCUUCGCCACCAGGCGUGGCAGCGCGUGCACAGGCAUUUUCCCCUGAGUCUUCUGGCAUUUUGAACGACAAUGUGACAACGGUGAUGGCGAAAAUUGCUCCCAAGAGUGAUCGGUGCUUUGAUUGACCUGUUUCUUUCUCCCAUUACUCCUGCCUGUUAGAGGUGGAUGAUCUGAUUAGGUACAUAACGCGAAGCGCAAAUGCAGUUUUAAACAUAAAUAUCUAUACACGUAGUCCGCUCGGGCGCUUUCCUGGCUCACAGUCAGGCGGCCUGUUUUGCUGUGAUCGGUAUGCUUGGCACGCCCGAUCUCCCUCAAGGCCAGCUCGUUCUCGGUGACAGGGGCCGCCAAAGCAUGAGCUUUGACCAGGACCCGUGCAGGCGCACAGCUGCUGCAUUCCUGUCAUGUCACCACGAGGGCGCCAGCGGCGCGCUUCCCUCGGACACGCGCCAAAGGGAGAGGGGGGCAGGCCUCUUAGAAGCGCCCCUGGUUCUUGGAAGGCCAGGGCCCUGUCUAAAAAUGCAAGGGCUGGCGCCUUGUGAGGAGCAGCCUCCUUCCAAGAAGCCCGCCCCCCUCCCCCAUACCACCCUCUGCGCGCCGCCAAUUCCCACCUAGGAGGAGGAGGCAGGGAACGAAGAUGGCCGAGGAGGAGGAGGGGCUGCUCGGCACAACUUUGCCGCUGGCCCUACACUAGUACCUUCGCCGCGGCCCGCACUGAAGUUCGUCGGCGGCGGGUGUCUGCGUUGCGCUAGUGUUCUGAACUGCUCGGCCUUUGCAGGAGAAGGAAGAGUUC